AUGUCGCUGCAGCUACUUCUUGUGCUGUUGCUGCAUCUGCUCUGCUGCGCACAGAGUGGCAACGCACAAACACUACAGCCACUCACAGUCUACAUUACACCACAGCCAGCAAGCGGUGUUAGAAAUAUUACGUGUGGCCUGGACUCGGACCACCCAUGUUGGUCACUGGCAGACCUAUUUGCAUCGCUUGGCAACCAAGACUACAAAGCGUCGCAGCUGAACAUGACGAUCUACAUGGCGCCAGGCACCUACCCCAGCAAGGGCAACAUCAACGCGCAGCUCUUUGGUCUCACAGUCACGAUGGCCGCGCAGAAUGAAUCGGCCCCGACGACAAUCGACGCCGGCUUUGAGGGAGGUCCCAUCUUGGUCGUCCAGGAGCCAACCACCAGCGUCCCGGCCAACGCCUCGACCACGAUCAGCGUACGCGGCGUCACCUUCCAGGGUGGCAACAACAAGAAUGGCGACGGUGGUGCCAUCUCAGCGAUGAUCACCAACUCUUCAAUGUCUAUCACACUGACCAACUGUACAUUCAACAACAAUACGGCCGGCGACAAUGAUGGCGGCGCAAUCAACGUUGUGUUCAACACGAGCUCGUACGACCCCGCGGUCCUUGCACGCGCAGUGCUCAGCGUCGAUCGCUGCCUGUUCACUGCGAACGAGGCGAAAAACGGAGGCGCCAUCAACACCGAGUACACUACUCUACUACUCAAACACAGCGAGUUUGUGGAGAACUCGGCGAGGAACGGAGGCGCCAUCAACUCAGCAAGCGCUCCCAUCCACGCCAUGCACGUUCUGUUCGACUCGAACGGCGUCAACGCCGACGGAGGAGCCAUCCUCUUCUUCAAUCAGCACGUUUCCUCCUCAACAUUCGACUACUGCAACUUUGUCGACAACGAGGCCGGCGUUGGUGGUGCGAUCUACCUCGGCCAGUCCGGUCUUCACAUGCGCAAUACCAACUUCACAAAUAACGCUGCACGCGGUGUAGGUGGCGCUGUGGCCGCGAAAACCUCGCCCAGCUACCUGAAUGUGUCGGAAUGCCAUUUGGUCGGCAAUGCUGGCUCCAAUGGUGGCGCGUUAUACUUUGACGAGGCCAACUUUGACAUCACUUCCACGUCAUUCGUGCAAAACACCGCGAUCCAGGGUGGCGCGCUCUACUUUGGCUACGCCGAGGGCGAUAUCACCAACGUCCACAUCGAUGGCAACAACGCAUCGCUCAACGGUGGCGCCAUCUUCACCACGUUUGGCCGCUUCACAAUGAACAACGUCACGAUCGACAACAACCGCGCGCAACUCGGCGGCACGAUGUACUGCAGCGCAUCGUCCGUGACUAUCCCACAGCCCGUGAUCAUUGACAACAACACCGACACCUCACACACGGGCAACAACGGUGACAGCACCGACAACAGCGGCAGUGCCAACGAGUACGAGAACCGCUUCAACAUAUACUGCAGCCUGAUACCAGAGUACACGUUCUGCACGUUUUUUGGCGCAAAGGACUACAUCGAGCUAUGUGGCGAGGUACCCAUACCGCAGGCGCACAGCAUGGCCAAGUGGAAGCUGGUGCUAAUCAUUGUGGGAGGCGUGCUGGGUCUGGGCGUGGUCGCAUUUGGCAUUGGCUGUCUGCUGGCUCGCUCCACAGACAAGGGCGACAAGAACUAUGACCCCAUCCUCACUGGCAUCAACACUGGCGAGGAUGACUCUAGCAUCCAGGAUGCCAUUGACGCUAUGGAUGGCGAUAUUCAAUCAUCUCUCGCCAUUGAGGAAGACUUCAAGGACAGGGAAUUAUAA
Messenger RNA from Acytostelium subglobosum LB1, 1788 nucleotides. RefSeq lists its product as hypothetical. Lineage: Eukaryota; Evosea; Eumycetozoa; Acytosteliales; Acytosteliaceae. The coding region runs from base 1 to 1788 and encodes 595 amino acids. The record is from RefSeq and is a predicted model, not a curated record. The transcript has a single exon.